AUGGAUGACCUGAAAGUGGAGCUGUCCCAGCUGCAUGUCUCCAAAGUGACAGGCAGUGCAGCAUCCAAACUCUAUAAGAUUCGAGUUGUUUGCAAAUCUAUUGCCUGUGUUCUCGCUGCCGUUAACCAGACUCAGAAAGAGAACCUCAGGAAAUUCUACAAGGGCAAGAAGUACAAACCCCUGGAACUUCAGCCCAAGAAAAUAUGUACUAUGCACUGCCAGCUCAACAAGCGUGAGGAGAACCUGAAGACCAAGCAGCAGCAAUGGAAGUAA
Messenger RNA from Physeter macrocephalus (sperm whale), 273 nucleotides. RefSeq names its product 60S ribosomal protein L35-like. Lineage: Eukaryota; Metazoa; Chordata; Mammalia; Artiodactyla; Physeteridae. The record is from RefSeq and is a predicted model, not a curated record. The coding region runs from base 1 to 273 and encodes 90 amino acids. Gene Ontology annotation, cellular component: ribosome; cytosolic large ribosomal subunit. The transcript has a single exon. Gene Ontology annotation, molecular function: structural constituent of ribosome; mRNA binding. Gene Ontology annotation, biological process: translation; maturation of LSU-rRNA from tricistronic rRNA transcript (SSU-rRNA, 5.8S rRNA, LSU-rRNA).